UUGUACAAGCCCUCGAGAAGACCAUCUCUCUUCGUCUUCGUGUCGUCGGAGAGAAGCGAGAUGGGGGUCGUCUCAAUGGUCAGCGCGGCGGUGGUUUCGUUGCUGUUAUGGUUCGCCGGAGUGGCGGCUGAUGCGUCAGACCACCGCUACAAGAUCAACGACCCUGUUCCGCUCUAUGCCAACAAGGUUGGCCCCUUCCAUAACCCCAGUGAAACCUAUCGGUACUUUGAUCUCCCCUUCUGUUCUUCAGAGGAAGUAAAGGAUAAAACAGAAGCUCUUGGUGAAAUCUUGAAUGGGGACCGACUGGUGGAUGCUCCAUACAAACUUUACUUCCGUGUUGAACAGAACUCAAAGUUGGCAUGCAAAAAACACCUAACUAAGGAUGAAGUGGCCCAAUUCAGGAGUGCAGUCACAAAAGACUAUUACUUCCAGAUGUACUACGAUGAUCUUCCCAUAUGGGGGUUCAUUGGGAAGGUUGACAAGGAGGGCAAGACUGAUCCAAAUGAUCACAAAUACUACCUUUACACCCAUAUUCACUUUGAUGUCUACUAUAACAAUGACCGUGUGAUAGAGAUCAAUGUCCGUACGGAUAACAAUGCCAUGGUGGAUCUGACUGAGGAUAAAGAGAUUGAUGUGGAUUUUUUCUACUCGGUGAAGUGGAAGGAGACAGACACACCUUUUGAGAGGAGGAUGGACUUGUACCAACAGUCUUCAGCAACGGCACACCACUUGGAGAUCCAUUGGUUCUCUAUAAUCAACUCAUGUGUUACUGUCCUCCUUCUAACUGGAUUUCUUGCCACAAUUCUCAUGCGGGUGCUGAAGAAUGAUUUUGUGAAGUAUGCUCAUGAUGAGGAGUCUGCUGAUGACCAAGAAGAGACUGGAUGGAAAUAUAUCCAUGGGGAUGUCUUUAGGUUUCCGAAGCACAAUUCAGUUUUUGCAGCUUGUGUUGGUUCUGGUACUCAGUUAUUUGCACUUGCAACUUUCAUUUUUAUUCUAGCCCUUGUUGGUGUUUUCUACCCCUACAACCGUGGAGCUCUUUUCACUGCAUUGGUAGUCGUUUAUGCACUGACUUCAGGCAUUGCUGGUUUUACUGCUACCACAUUAUAUUGUCAGCUUGAAGGAACAAAUUGGGUGAGGAAUCUGCUUUUGACGGGAUGCUUAUUUUGUGGGCCCUUGUUCUUGACAUUCUGCUUCCUGAACACUGUUGCCAUUGCUUAUAAUGCUACAGCUGCACUUCCGUUUGGCACCAUUGUUGUAAUUGUUCUGAUCUGGGCCCUUGUAACAUCUCCUUUGCUUGUCUUGGGUGGAAUUGCAGGAAAAAACAGCAAAGCAGAGUUCCAAGCUCCAUGCCGCACUACCAAGUAUCCUAGAGAGAUUCCACCAUUGCCUUGGUAUCGAAGCACUAUCCCACAGAUGGCCAUGGCUGGUUUUCUGCCGUUCAGUGCAAUCUAUAUUGAGCUCUACUACAUAUUUGUCAGUGUCUGGGGCCACAGAAUUUAUACAAUCUAUAGCAUUCUCUUUAUAGUUUUUAUUAUACUUCUCAUCGUCACAGCCUUCAUUACUGUGGCAUUGACUUACUUCCAACUUGCUGCAGAAGAUCAUGAAUGGUGGUGGCGGUCUUUCCUAUGCGGUGGAUCAACAGGGUUAUUCGUCUAUGGAUAUUGCUUGUACUAUUAUUAUGCUCGGUCAGACAUGUCAGGCUUCAUGCAAACCUCUUUCUUCUUCGGGUACAUGGCUUGCAUAUGCUAUGGUUUUUUCCUUAUGCUUGGGAUGGUUGGCUUCCGUGCUGCAUUGCUGUUUGUCCGGCACAUCUACCGUUCUAUCAAGUGCGAGUAGCCCAAAGAAAAUCCAGAUCAAGUUUGCUACAAUAACUCCUUUUGUUGAUCCAUGUUAUUAUGCUUCAGUUAUUGUGGCGAAGGGUGAUAUGCGGUGGAAAUCUUUCCAUGUCUAUAUUCUGCUAAGCCUGUGAAAA
Messenger RNA from Dioscorea cayenensis subsp. rotundata (Guinea yam), 1972 nucleotides. RefSeq names its product transmembrane 9 superfamily member 3-like. Gene Ontology annotation, biological process: protein localization to membrane. The transcript is spliced from 7 exons. The record is from RefSeq and is a predicted model, not a curated record. The coding region runs from base 61 to 1836 and encodes 591 amino acids. Gene Ontology annotation, cellular component: membrane. Lineage: Eukaryota; Viridiplantae; Streptophyta; Magnoliopsida; Dioscoreales; Dioscoreaceae.